Molecule: messenger RNA, 2347 nt
Organism: Salvia miltiorrhiza (redroot sage)
Lineage: Eukaryota; Viridiplantae; Streptophyta; Magnoliopsida; Lamiales; Lamiaceae
Exons: 5
Coding region: 1213-1962 (249 amino acids)
Source: RefSeq, a predicted model, not a curated record
AUUCAUAUAGCCUCCAACUCAUUUAAGAAUAUCAACGAACAUGAAUGUUUUUUCUUUUUUCCAGAGUACCAACUACCAUCCAUUGGUCUUCAUUUCACCCAACAGAGAUUAAUCUCUUCUUCUUCUUCUUCCGUUAGGCCACGAGAUCUCUUUUCUCUCUUUCUCUUUCUCUAACAGAUCUGGAUUUUUUUUUUCCGGUACUAUUUUUUCAUCAUGUUAUGCAGAUCAAAUUUCUACCAUGUUGAAAUUCUGAAAAUCCCCAAUAUUAUCCAUCCCAAUUAUAACUGCCGGAGUCGAGAAGCAUUCGAUUUCCCAGCACCAACAGCUUCUCGAAUGAGGUAUGCUCUGUGUUUCUCGGGUCUUGGAGAGGUUAUCGCGCAGUUUUAGUUGUGGAAAUAGAGCACAAAUCUCAAAAAUUCCACUUCCCUUGUUUCUAGGGUUUAUCCUUUUCUCGCAAAUCCUCCAUUCACGAAAGCUAUAAUAUUCAUCCAUAGUCAAUUUGUCACUGCUUUAAUUUUAUAAUUUUCUCUUCAUUUGGGCGGUUGAUCGGGAAUUGAUGGCGGCGGAGUGGCACCACUUCCUUCAAUCGGUGUUGUAGGGAGUCAUCUUCUCGUAUCUGCUAGCGAAGCUAUUCUUGUUGGGAGUCAUCUUCUCGUACUUGCUAGCGAAGCUAUUCUGGGUUAUAUUCGCCUUCCGCGACGAGAAUCUGAGGAUCACGCGCGCUGAUUCCCCCGAACCUGAAGUUGAAGUGAGAGCAGCUGAUUCUUCGGCUCGGAAUUUGGAUGAGAAUGAGCCGUUGAUCCGCGGAGGUGCGGUAUCGGGGAAUGAAAGCGUGGUGAUGAGUGAUCAUAGUGAUAGUGAUGAUGAUUGGGAGGGUGUUGAGAGCACCGAAUUGGAUGAGAUCUUCAGUGCCGCCACUGCGUUUGUUGCGGCCAUGCCGACAGGGCGACGAUGAAGGUGUCGAAUGAUGCCCAGCUACAGCUUUAUAGCUUGUACAUAAGAUUGCGACUGAGGGACCGUGUUCGGCUCCCCAACCUAUUGCCUUGAAAAUGACAGCUAAUAUGAAAAUCAACGUGGGUCGUUUAGUACGAUUGGUGCGCUGGAAGGAGCACACUAUCUGGCAACAGGGGAGCUCUUGAGCCUCAGCGAGCAGCAUCUUGUGGAUUGCAAUCAUGAGAUGGUUAUUUUCAACACUCCCCCUCAAGUUGAGUAAUGACAUUUCCGAUACUUAACUUGUCCAGAACUUCUCUGAAGACUUUUGUGUUUACAGCCUUAGUCAAUAUGUCAGCCAACUGUUCAUCCGAUCGUAUGAAAGGAAGUUCAAUGAUCCCACUAUCGAGCUUCUCUUUGAUGAAAUGCCGAUCGAUCUCCACGUGUUUGGUUCUGUCGUGUUGUACGGGAUUUUCAGAUAUACUAAUCGCAGCUUUAUUGUCACAGAAGAGCCGACUUCCCCUUCUUGGAGGAAAGCCAAUCUCUGGCCACUACUUUCUGUUUUUUGCUUCUCCAUGUGACCAAGUUUCCUCCAACGAAGGUAAAAUAUCCGGCGGUAGAUUUCCUAUCAUUUGGGUUACUGGCCCAAUCUGCGUCUGUAAACCCGUCAACUUCCAAAUCUUCCUUUUUUUCAAGCAAAAUCCCAUAAUCAGUGGUUCCUUUCAGAUACCGGACAAUUCUCAAAGCUGCCUCCAUAUGCUCCUUCUGGGGUUUGUGCAUAAACUGACUUACUAUUCCAACUGCAUAUGUGAUGUCGGGCCGUGUAUGGGAGAGAUAGAUGAGUUUCCCAACAAGGCGCUGGUUUACACUCGAGUAGCCCAGUUUCUGCAAGUAAGUCAAGGACAUACUUUCUUUGUCUCAGGAAGAUUCCCUUUUUCGACCUUAAAAUCUCAAUUCCAAGGAAGUACUUCAGAGAUCCAAGGUCUUUCAUUUCAAAUUCCAGGAACAAGUUUUUCUUCAGGAAUUUCUUGAAGGUUAUAAAUCCCCUAUAUGGAGAUGAAGCUGAUUCACUGGAGUUGCGUAUCGCAGAUGCAACUUAUGCGACUGAAGAUGCUAUCAAAUCUCAUAUUGUGGGCAUGGUUCAGCUGAGCAGGUCGAAAGAAACCAAAGAUACUAUGGAAUCUCAUAUUGUGGGGAAGGUCCAGCUGAGCAGAUCCAAAGAAGCCCUGCUUCUUCAACAGUUUUCGAUAACCAAAAACAAUGCAAAAAGUUCAUUCUCUUAUGUGCACAGUUUGUGGCUAAAAAUCUGAAUUAGCUUUGCAUUUGACAAUAUACUCUUUAGAACAUUGCUUGAUGGUCAACCUGUUAUAACUACAAACCUUAUAUAUGUAGAAUAUCAUUUAGUGAAUUCACAAAA